AUGGAUAGAGAGGUGUCCGUUCGAGCCGAUGUAAUCGAGCAUGUGUUAAGAGAUGGAAUCGCGUUGUUACCCGGAUGUCGCGAUCGACAGGGUCAUCCACUCGUCGUUUUCCCCUCACGCGAGCCGGCUGUGAACCCAGAUCAUGUGCGGAAUAUUCUCUUGUAUUUGCGAGAGGUUUGCGCAGACGAUGCUCGAGAUCGUGGCUUCAUGAUUGUGAUCGACAUGCGCGGAAAGCAAACGUGGAACAAUGUGAAACCGAUGCUUAAAGCGAUAAACUGUCUGGUCGAUGGUGGGGCGGCGAUCGCGGGCGUUUUCAUCAUCAAUCCGGACAAGCUCGGCGAGAAGUUGAAAACGCAGAUUUCUUCGGGGUUUUGUAAAUUUGAGGUUCAAAAAAUCAGCGUCGACACUCUGAACAAGUACUUCGAGUCAACUCAAUUAAUACGGGAACUAGGCGGGUCUUUUUAUUACGAUCAUGACGAGUGGCUGGAGACGAGAUUGGAGCUGGAGCGCUGGAUUGGUAGUAUUAUUGAGGAAAUGCGAAGGCUUGAGCUUCAUAGAAGGCAAAUUUGUGAAGCCGAAUCGCCAGUUGAUGUGCCGACAGCGCAAGCGGCAAUUGAAAAGCACACCACGAGUGUAAAGCGCGCAAUUCUCAAUGUGCCAAUUGAUAUCAUUCAACAGAAGGCUCAAAUUGUACAAGAAAGAGUGCUACGAAAUGGUCGUCCUCCAAACCCGGAUCUCGAAGCGGCUUUGCCAAACUUGGCUAACCUUGUCGCAUCGUUACAACAGCUGAAAAACGAAGUCUACAAGUUGUGGGAAAAUCGUCGAAUCGAAUUGCAGACGACGGUCGAAUUGAAACUUUUUGAAAGAGACGCUGAUCAACUUCUAAGCUGGCUUCGAGAGAUGAGCGUCAGCUUGCAACGAGCGAUGGGCGAUGUGGGCACCAACGAGACAGAAGCAAGAGAAAAAUGGAGACAAUUUGAGGAAAUCGUGUUGAGUGUUGAGACUCGAGAGGAUCGUCGUCAGAAUAUCGCCGCGUUGGCUGGCCGCAUUUGCGCCACAAUUGGGCCGAUGAAGAACCGGGUCGAAAUGGCAGCUGCUCGAGUGAACAAUGAGUGGGAGAAUUUGAAAGAAUUGGUCAAUAAAAGAAGAGAUCUCAUCAAAAUGGCCAUCGGUUUCUAUAAAGCGGCUCAAUCGUACUCAAUUGAGUUGCCGAAUUGGGUUCAAACGCCAGGCGUUGACCCAGCGACAAUUGACGGCAAUUCGAAUGAGCAAAUCGAGGAGGCGAUCGCGUCACACGAGCGUUUUUGGAAUCGAGCUGAAGGUGUUUACGCGGAAGUGGCCGAUCUCAGCUCACAUCUUUUCAAAGCUCAACGAAAUGCGAAUGUUUCUGAUCUGGCAUUGGGUGCUGGCAUUCCGAAAGAGCAUUUUAUUUCAAUACAACGUGAACACAAACGAUUGGCGGAUGCGUGGAAAGCGAGAAAGAUUCAUUUCCAUCGAAUGCUUGCAUUGAUUGCUUUUCAAAAGGACAUUCAAUUGGUGGUUGAGUGGCUUGAACAGCACGGGGAACCAUAUUUGGACAAAACGAUGGCCGUUGGUGACAACUACGAAACGGCAAAACAACAAUGGGAUAAUCAUUUGCGCUUUCAGCAGAUCGCCCAGAACACUUAUACAAAUGCUGAGAAACUUUUUGAGGCCAGCAGAGAAUUGAUAAACUCAGGAAUCGUGGACGCUCAGCGCACACAACUCCUCGUGGUCGAGCUCUCCGUUCGAAUCGAUCGCUUCAAGGCUCGGGUUGAAGAAAGACUGCAAUUGUUGAAGAUCUCUUAUCUCUUUCACACGCACUACAUGGAGAUCACAAAGUGGUACGGGGAAAUGGAGCAGAAGUACGCGGAUCGAGCAAUUGAUUCCGAUGUUGAACAAUGCGAGUCGAACAAGAAAAACUGGUUGCUCGAGAGUGAUGGAACGGCUCAGGCCUAUGCAACAACGAUUAGUGAGGGAAAGAAGCUCGUGGGCGCGCUGCAGAGGUACGGCCAAGAACGAGGGAUCGACUACGCGAAUUCUGUCAAUGCUGUGAAUCGAUUGAUGGGUGAAAUUGAUCAACGAAAUUCUCGAAUCACAGAGCACUGGCAGAGUCGGCGUUUCCUUUUGCAAGCCGCUGUCAAGUUCGCGAAUUUUGUCACCGACGGGAAAGAUAUUUUGUCGCAAAUUGGGAAUUGGGAGCUCGACAUGCGAGAAAUGGUAAAUUCGGCGACUUUUGUGCAAAACGCUGAAAAAGUGCAGCCAUUGCAUAGAGAAAAUACGAUACAGGUGAAAAGAGCGGUGAGAAGUAUUCGGCUUUCUGCGCAAGAGUUGAUACAAGCUCUUCAAUCACAACCGGAGCUUCGUGAUUUGCACACAAGAAGCGGUGAACGAGUCUUGGAAACGGUGAACCAACUUGUGCAUGCGUUGGAUGAGAGCGAGAAUCGCGUGAUGCAAUUAGCCAAUCAAACAAUGGAGCGAAUCGACGCGGCUCGAAAAUACAACGGAAUCAGCAGUCUCGCCUAUGAAAUGACGCAAAACUUCGAGAAAGAGAUGGAUAAGUUCUCGUUGGCUCCGGUUCCAUCAACGCUCGACGAGACGGUUUUGAUGAGUGAAGAGAACGAGCAACUCAGGCAUAAAAUCGAGAGAGAAAACGCACGAGCGGCGCAAAUCUUCUCGCAAUGCUCGGAGGAGUUGAUACGAACGAGAGCCAUUGACAGGAAUCUCGUCGUGGCGUUGAAUGAGAAUGUGAUGUCCUCAUGGAGAGCUUUAUUAGCAGCAUCGGAAGAGCGAAACAAGUUGCUGAAAGCGGCUGGGAGUUGCUUCAAGACUUAUUUCCAUGUUGGCCCGAUCCUCGACCAAUUAGAAGGCGAUUAUGAUUCGAGUCCGGAGUUGGAUCUUUGCAUGGCGUGGAUCGGCGAAUGUGGAUCGGUUCGAGCGGCAAAAGUCGCUGAAUUGAUCACAAAGCAUACCGAGCACAAAGAGAAAUUCUUGAAAGGGUGUGGCUAUGCGCAGAAUACGUCGAAUCUUUUCCUUCGUUAUGUAAGCCGAUUGCAAGAAAGUCUUCGCGAAAUGAUGCAAACGCUGAAAAGACACGAGGAAACGAUCAAUAAUAAUACGGAGAAUUAUCGGGAAAAGCAAGCAAAGAUCUUUGAGAUGUUGCGCAUGUUGAGCCGACACGAGGAAGCAAUCAACACCAAUAAGGAGAAUUUGCGAGAGAGGCAGUCAAAGAUUUUGGAGCUCUGGAACGGAAAGAAAAAGCAGCUCGACCGUUGCCAGCGAUACGUGUUGACUGACGCGGCUCGGCAAGAGAUCGUCGAUUGGAUCACCGGCGAGGGAGAGGCUGGAUUGAUCAGAUUUACAAGACACGCUCGAGCGAAACUCACAGAAGGCGAUCGCGGCACUAUCCUUGAUGACUUUAAAGGCUUCAAAUUCACUGUGAAAAGUAAACGAAACGAGAUCAAGACGAUCAUUCAAUUGGCGAACGAGACGAUAAACAGCGAUGAGAGCACGACGCAACACGUUGAUGAUUUAAAGCGAUGCAUAAAAGAAGUUGAACAGAGAUACGAGGAUUUCAUUCGACGAAUCAAUAUUUGUGAGGAUGCGUUGCGGAAUGAUGGAAGAGUUUCUUCGCGAGAUGAACUGUCAUUGGAUCGCCAUUCGGACUCAAAUGUUGAAGAGACACUUAAAGCAAAGAAAGAAAUCGAUGGGAAAGUUCGAGAACCAAUGCGAGAACUUUUGAAAUCCGAGCGCGAUUAUGUUGAUGAUUUGGAUCGAUGUUGUAAGAUCUACUUGGCUGAGUAUGAUGCGGCUUCAACAUCAAAUUCGUUGCCGGCCGCGUUGCGUGGACGGCGCUACGAAGUGUUCGGAAACAUUGAGAAAGUGCUCACUUUUCACGCACAAAGCUUUUUACCGGACGUGAGCAAAUAUGAGGAUGAUCCCGAGCAAGUUGGCUGCUGUUUCACCGUUUAUGUCGAUUUGAUCAACGAGCUUUACACGGAAUACUGUGUGAAUAAAGAGCAAAAUAAUCACGUGUUGGACAUGCCGGAAACUAGGCUUUUCUUCAAGGCUGUCCAAGACCGGCACCGAUUGGACAUUAAAGACGAUCUUGGCUCGCUUCUCAUUAAACCCAUUCAAAGAAUCACCCGCUACCGGUUGAUGCUCGAGCAACUGAUGAAACACUGUACAGGGAACAUCGAAGAGUUUAAGGAUGCUCAUGAAAUCGUGGUCGGCGUGCCAAGACGUGCUAAUGAUCUUAUUCAUUUGAAUUGCUUAGAGAAAAAGGAUUCGCUCUCACAUGUUGGACCAUUCGUAAUGCAAGACACGUUAACGAGAGACAGGUUUUCCUCUUCGAGCUGGCGAUCAUUGUCGCAAAAAAGAUUGAGAAUUCCGGAUAAAGCCGAGCGAAAUGCUGGGAAAAGCGUUCGCUAUUUCGUCAAAGGGAAACCGAUUCAGCUAAAUGAGGUGACAAUCGUUGAACACGUUGACGUGAACGAUUCGACCCGAUUUGGCCUUCGUUUAGGCGUCUCCACAUCGAAUGACAAUCGCUACGAUUUGCGAGCCUCCUCCGAUUCUUUGAAAAACACCUGGGUGCGACGGAUUCGCGAGCUGACACAGGGCCUCUACAAGCCUUUGUUCAAUGGUGACGGCUUCGAGUCGGCGCAGUCGCUCUCCUUGGGCACAAGGAGCACCUCAAGAGGAUCAAGUGAUCAUCGAAACAGCCGAGACGCUGAAAGUAUCGCCUCGUCGAGUGGCGCUGGGAAUCUUUCCGAGCACCGGCUUAGCCUUCAGGACACGGAGAGCGUCGGCUCGGCUAGUCAACGCUUCAGCAUGCAGAGCACGAGUAGCAAUGAGGAAAAGGAGCAAAACGGGAAUGACGGGUCAUCAAAAGAAACAGCGGAUCCGAUGGAAACGCGAAAGCACAAAGCACAGAUACGGAUUCUCUCAUCGAUCUCCUCGAAUUCUACACAAGAGCCCAAACCGAUUCAACAGAACGGAUCCACCCAAUCAAAUGAACCACCUGAUCUGAAAGAUUUGAAAAUUAUAAGC
Molecule: messenger RNA, 5067 nt
Organism: Mesorhabditis belari
Lineage: Eukaryota; Metazoa; Nematoda; Chromadorea; Rhabditida; Rhabditidae
Source: the annotation of a GenBank genome assembly